Molecule: messenger RNA, 2284 nt
Organism: Neurospora crassa OR74A
Lineage: Eukaryota; Fungi; Ascomycota; Sordariomycetes; Sordariales; Sordariaceae
Gene: mus-26
Product: MUS26
Exons: 2
Coding region: 276-1175 (299 amino acids)
Cellular component (GO): zeta DNA polymerase complex
Source: RefSeq, a predicted model, not a curated record
GCGCGUCUCAUCACGCAGUCCAAAGAAAUAUCUUGACUUGGGGUACGUGCAAGUGGAGAGAGAUGUGAUGACAAACAGAUGACCAUCAUUGUUUCACACAGGAUUCUCUUUUCACAGAGUCCCUUUUCUUUCGCUCCUUCCGUUGGCCUACUCAAAGCAACCUACUCGAACUAAUCUUCCAUGAUUUUUUGUUCAAGUCUGUUCAAGUCAUCAUCAAAGUCAAGUGACGAAACAUCUCGCCUAUACCAGUUGGAUAUUAGCUACCACUGAUCAUCAUGUCUUCUCCGGUCCCUUCCUCUCCUACCUCUCCCCUCCAGUCUCGGUCUGAGCAGCGACACCAAUACCGCCGCCAGGAAAUCUACGAAGAACCGCCCUCUCAGCCCCUGCCUUAUGAUUCAAGCAUCGUCCUGUUACAAUCCUUCAACAACUUUUUGGUUGUCGCCAUUCACAAUAUUCUCUACUAUCGGGGAAUCUACCCGCAACCUACCUUUCUCUCUGCUCGCGCCUACAAUCUCCCGGUGCACCAGAACCGCCAUCCCAAGGUCUGCGCCUGGAUACGCGAUGCUGUCAAAGCCGUGGCCGCUCAGAUUGCAGAGGGCCGUGUAUCACGCAUUGCCGUCGUCAUUCACUCCCCUCUCGAAGCAGAAGUGUCGUCUGAUGCUACGCAACCAGCAUCCUCUCAGAUCAUCCCACCAGGUUCGGUUCUUGAACGCUGGAUGUUUGACGUCAGCCGAUUCCCCGCGUGGCCUGGUGGUGCCAAGCCAAUGCGAGCCUUUGAAAAAGCCUUAGCGAAAGAGCACAGAAAUGAAGACAGUCGAGACGACGAAUACUAUUUCCCUACCGCUCACACAGUGAGCUUGCCCGAUCUCGACGAGCAGUUACGUGGUGCACUGCGAAGAAUGGCGCAUGCUGCCGAGAAGCUGGAUGCCCUGCCAGAGGGAUGUACUUUUACCGUGGCCGUGGAGUUAAGAGACGAGGCCCUUGCUCCCAUUGGGCAUCCCCAAGCGUGGAUUCCUUCCGAACCCAACCUUCAACCCGCCUCUCGCUCAAGGCCGGAACCAGGCGCAGAUGUUGGAGGUGUCAAGACAUCUCCAAUCCGGUCUGUCGAGGCAGGGGCCUUGUUCUUCGAGUGUUGGCUCGAAGAAGGAAAGGCGAAAGAAAUGUUGAAGAAGUAGGCAAGCACAAUCGGAUGCCUUUGAAUGUCGCAAACAUGCCCCUCGACGGUUUCCUGACCAGGCACCGCACGAGGGACAAACCAAUAAAAACGCCUGCAUGACCAUCGUCUUGCGCUCAAGAGGAGACUGACUUCCCCGAACCUCACAAAUGCCACCUUUUUCAAACACAAUCAAUGCGCAUCACGGAGGCUGUGGAACCGCCACUCUUUUGUUACGGCAUGAGACUGGCAAAGCUGGUCCCAACAAAAGAAAAUAGAAAGAGGGAACAUACCCAUGGCUGCAGCUGAUCUCAAACCCUCGCGCUGUAGGCGCAUCCAGGAGGCAGGAAAUAGCCCACUGGGUCCUUGGCCCCCCAGCUGGCGCUACUUGUUACUCCCUCAGCACCAAUCCUGCUGCCCAACUGGUACGUGUUGAUGGGGAGGUUGACCAGAUCUGCGAUAUCGCUAUUACCGACCUCGGUGCCUUGAACAUUUGUGGCCUCGAUACCGAAUACGCAUGAACACAUGAUAACGAGCCUACACCAUGGAUCGCAUCUCGCUUCAGUAACGCUGGCCGAGAAAUAGUCAUCGUCUCCCUGUAGGGGAGGCGACGCUGAUCUUGUUGACUUGAUGGUGUCGUCGCACGUGUCCAAAGUCCUGUAGGAGUAGCCGAAACGCCUACUUUUGUUGGGGCUGAGACAUGUGCCACGUUGACCAAUGGAGCGCUUGAGUACGAAGUGGACGAGGAAGGUGUAGGAGAUUCCAUCGGCGUUGGUGAUGGUGCCCUCGAUACAAGAUGCAGUCUCGACGAUGGUCUCGACCGCGGCCUCAACAGUGGUUGCAGCGUCCAUGGGGAUGACGGCCCCGGAGGCGAGGGUGAUGGCAGUGAGGUCGAGGACGAUGCUGAGGCGCGCAUGUCGAUGACUUGGGGGUGGGCUUUGCAAGCCUGGAAUUUUCUGGUGAAGGCUGAUUGAUUUGGAGAGCGACUGAAGUGGUCUUGAAGAUGGAUGGAUGACAAUCAGUAUGACAGUGAGAAAACAAAAAGAAAAGACUAUGAACAGAGAGAGGCAGUGAGAUCUGAUGAUAAUAGCUGUUUGACAAAGAUGUACGGCGCGCGUAGUUCAAUAUCAU